Lycium ferocissimum is the source of this 1107-nucleotide messenger RNA. RefSeq lists its product as uncharacterized. The transcript has 6 exons. Bases 75 to 1106 code for a protein of 343 amino acids. The record is from RefSeq and is a predicted model, not a curated record. Lineage: Eukaryota; Viridiplantae; Streptophyta; Magnoliopsida; Solanales; Solanaceae.
CAGUUAUUUUGGUCCUUCCGAGUAGCAUUACUGGAUUGCUGGUUGCUUCAAUUUUCCUUAAAACUCUCAACAACAUGUUAGCCAAUACCAGCCUCAUCUCCUCUAACUUUACUUCCUUACUUCUUCCUAGAAAUCAUAAACUUACCGCUGAAAUUCCAUUUCCAAACAGUGCGAAAAUCAAGAAUCCCAAGACUCAAUUUUUCAAGAACUCAAUCUACAGUUGCAACUUCAUAAACACCAAAAUCUCAGGAUUUGGGCAAAAGGGUAGUCCGUAUAUAUGUCAUAGUUCACUAAACUUUCAAAAUCAAGAAGAACCAGAUAUGAAAAAAGAUGUAGACGAUUCUUUACAGGAGAAAGAGCUAGGUGGUGGAAAUAAUAAUGGUGACCAAUGGGAUAGGACAACAUCGUUUGUGCUGUUUGGGUUGUGGUCUGGACUCAUGUACUAUGUUUUCUUCCUUGCUCCUAAUCAGACCCCGUUGACAGAUAUGUAUUUCUUAAAGAAGCUCCUUAAAUUGAAAGGAGAUGAUGGCUUCCAAAUGAAUCAAGUGUUAGAAGGACUUUGGUACAUCAUGGGUUUGUGGCCAUUAGUUUACAGUAUGCUGCUUCUUCCUACCGCUAGAAGUUCAAAAGGCAGCAUUCCUGUUUGGCCUUUUCUUGUACUUUCAUGCUUUGGUGGUGCAUAUGCUCUCAUUCCUUAUUUUGCUCUCUGGAAACCACCACCUCCACCUGUUGAAGCAACUGAGCUUCAAAAGUUGCCUCUGAAUUUGUUCGAAUCAAAGCUAACUGCAGGGAUCACAAUGGCUGCAGGGCUAGGGAUAAUAUUUUAUGCAGGUUUCUCAGAUGGAGAUGUCUGGAAGGAAUUUUACCAAUACUUCAGUCAAAGCAGAUUUAUCCAUGUGAUGUCAAUUGACUUCAGUUUACUGUCAGCAUUUGCACCAUUCUGGAUUUACAAUGACAUGACUGCUCGAAAGUGGUAUGACAAAGGAUCUUGGCUUCUUCCUCUAUCGGUGGUUCCUUUUUUGGGUCCAGCACUAUACCUUCUCCUACGCCCAUCUGUUCCAACAGUACCAGCCUCAUCAAGCCCAACUUCGACUGAAGAAAAAUGAU